This is a messenger RNA of Portunus trituberculatus (swimming crab), 7883 nucleotides long. Its product is annotated as putative ATP-dependent RNA helicase TDRD12. The transcript has 8 exons. Gene Ontology annotation, molecular function: ATP binding; nucleic acid binding. NCBI's taxonomy places the organism in Eukaryota, Metazoa, Arthropoda, Malacostraca, Decapoda, Portunidae. The record is from RefSeq and is a predicted model, not a curated record. Gene Ontology annotation, biological process: transposable element silencing; germ-line stem cell division. The coding region runs from base 228 to 4340 and encodes 1370 amino acids.
GACCUGCGGCACAGUUGAAUGUGAAGUGGUGAACUGAAUCUGUGAACGGUUGCCGUUUGGCCGGCGGCCGCUUUCGCUUUGACGCUUUGGCGGUGAUGGCAUGUACAGCAUGCACAGCAAACCGAGGGAUGCUCAGAAGAUUCGGUGAUGCAGGAGGACCUGUAGUGUUGCAACAUUACUGACUAAUAUUCAUUUGAUUGCUGGAAGAUUAUCGAAACCUUGAAAAGAUGAAAUACAGUCGAUGGACCAACCUGCGGGUCACUAAGGUGGAGGAGGCAGGCACACUAUGGGUGAGGGAGGUGCCUUCUCAUUCCUGCUCAGAGGAAUUGAGUUGUUUCCUGGAGCUUGAAAAACAACUGAAUGAACAUUUCAGGAACAAGUGGCCGCAAGACAGACAACAUUUUAUGUUACUCAAAAUUGGAAAUCCUGUCAUGGUCUAUCACCAAGAAUUCUGGGCACGAGGACGAAUGGAAGGUAUCCCUGCUGUCAAGACAGAGAAGUUCCUGGUGUUCCUCCUUGAUUAUGGAUACACCGUUAAAGAAGAGCUUAUUAAUAUUGUGCCUGUAAACUUUGGAGAUUGGACAAGUGUCCCUUACCAGGCCAAAAAGGUUUGUCUGGUGGAUGUUAUUCCAGUGUCUCUUCAAUAUUCAUAUGAAGAGGAGAUAAGUCUUAUUUUGAAAAAGUCAAAAUACUGGGAUCCAGCUGCUACAAGAUUUGUUGAGGCAAUAUUUGCAAAGUUGCCAAAAACUGAGUUUGAACCAGUUACUCUCAAUCAAGAAGGUUAUUUUUGUGGUAAGCUGACAUUGAACCUCUCUGAAGGUGAAUGUUCCAGGAUUGCUCUUUUACCUAAAGUAUUAGCAAAUACCCAGUUCAAGCUGUCACAAAACUAUAUAAUGGUGGACCUUGCACAGUUACUCAUUGAUAAGGGUUAUGCAGUGCCACUGACUGAGAGAGGAGUAUACACAGGAAGUGGUGAGCAGUCAGAAUAUUACAAGCCUGAUGCAGAAGUCAAGCCGGGAAGGUCUGUAGGCAGUGAUCUUUCCAGGAUGUUUGACAUAGAGGAGAUUGACAGUCUGAGCAGUGAGACAUUAGUUACCUCCUCCGUCAGGAAGUGCCAGCAGCCUUCAGGACAAAGUGAACUGUCUUGCAUAGAGCCAUCACUGUCCCAAGACUCUAAAAUGAAAACUACCCCUGCAAAUACUGUGAUGUUCAGGUCAUCAGAAGAAGUUCAAAUAAAAUUUGCAUGUGGCAGUUCAGCAUCAAAUGAUGUAAAAGAAAUUAUUCCUCAGUAUUUGCAAUACAGUGGUUUGAAAAAAUGCCUUGAAAAUUGUAUUUCAGAGGACACAUGUUCAGUUCUUUGGAAAUCACCGAAACAUUCUCAUGAUAGCAGCAUCCCUAACUGGUUUACCAGAGACAAAGAUGCAAAUAUGUUAGAUACAAUGGAAAGCUGUAGUAGUGUAUCAGGCAGUAAUGCACAGCAUGCAACAUGCCUAUGGGAUGCCUUUGUACCUGAACAGUUGGAGAAUGAUGUACCAGUCAUCUCACAAGAGCAUCUAUGCUCUUCCCCUUAUGUUGAUAAAGUUUCAGGAAUCCAAAGCAAGCUGCAGAAAGAAAUGACAGCACCCAAUUAUGAAUCUGUUACUCAUCUCUGUGGCUCCCUAAAUGACACAUCAGACAUUGAUCCUAUAUAUUGUGAAGCAGACUCAUCCAAAUCAUUCUGCAUGGAAGAGCAUGAGCAGUUAACCUCAACUUCCAGGUCUUCUUGCAAAGGAUAUACAGGUUCAAGUGACAUCUUUAUAGAUCCUCCUAUGAAAUCAUUGGAAUUCAUGAAGGAAUAUGAUAAUUUUGCACAUAUCAAUGUGAAAUCAGUAGGUGUCUUUCCCGUGCAGGAACCUUAUAUUUCACAGCCUUUGGAUGAAGAAGAAAUGCCUACCAAGAAUGUGAGAAGUAUUUCAGAGCUUUGUGUGAUCAAUGAAAAAAACUCGUUGGACAAAAACCAAGUAGGGAGAAGUCAUAUUAACACAAGAAUUGUGUUGGAUAAUGAAGGUCUUGGGAUAAACCAGUGUACUUCUGUCCUGAAUGAGGGACUUUGCAGCAUUAGUACACAGAAGUAUGAGGAGUCUGAAGCACCAAACAUUGCCAAAUUGUAUAGAGUGUUUGUUGCAGGGGAACAAUGCAUAUUAGAUGAAGAAGUUAUGAUUAAUAAGGAAAUGAUGCACUCAGUUCUUAAUAGUUGCAUAGUAAAUGUUCUCCAGGAAAAGAGACUGAAAGCUACUCGUCUUCAGGCAUACACUUGGCCAGUCAUUGCCAAGGGCAACUCGGUGGUUAUUGUUGGUGAAAAGAAUUGUGGUAAGACAAUGGGUUAUGUUGUACCCUUGCUGUCUAAUGUUUUAGACUCUUGGAAACUCAUCAGUGAGAGGCUUUCUCCAGGUAUUGGUCCUGUGAUGGUGGUGGUGUGCAGUACAUGGAGGAAUGUAAAACGCGUUGCAGAUUAUAUUGUCAGUCUCCUGCCUGUCGGCAUAUCCUUCAAGAUAAUGACAGCUUGGGGAGGCUGUGGCACAGAGGAGGAGGUGAGCACUGGCAGGCAGCUUCUCAGUGGGUGUGACAUCCUCCUCACCACAGCACCCUACCUCCUGCGCUUGCUAAUGGGCAGGCAGCAGGGGGCAGCAACCACUCUUAAGAGAUGCUGCCAUCUAGUAUUUGAUGAUGCAGAAGUCAUACUGCAAAAUUUUUCUUUGGAAGUAAAAAGUAUUCUUACAAUUUGGGGUGAGGAGCGAAGGAAAUGUGGCCGCCCAGACUUAGAUCUGCAGGCUGUGCUGGUGAGCUCAAGGUGGACAGAACUGCUUUACCAGCUAACAGAAAUCUUGUUUCCUCUUCUAGAUCCAUUAGUAGUAAUCUCGGCACCAUGUGAAGCAGCAAUUGCUACCAGAGUAGCAAGUCACAUUCAUAUUGUGUCUAAUGAAAGUGAGGCUCUCAGCCUAGUAAUGAAGCUUAUACAUGCUUCCUAUGUUUACAAAAGAAAGAUGGUUUUUGUCAGUAAUGAUGCUUCAGCAGAGUUACUGGAGUCAUUCAUGAAUAAUGCAGGUAUGUCAUGUGCUAUUGCAAGCAGCACAACACAUAUGUGGAAGGUACAGCAACUUGUACAUAAGUGGCACAUAAUGCAAAAUAUGACGUUGAUUGUGAGUCAUGGGGCAGAGAUUACACUUCUACGGCAUGACCUUACUAAUGCUGAGGUGCUUUUCCAUACACACCUGGGUUUCUCAUUAACAACAUUUAGUUACAGGUACAGUUUCAUGUUUGCCAACUUUGUUACAGACUUAUCUAAAAAAUCAUCCAAUUGUGAAUCACAUGUGAUUUUGUCAGAAUUCACUCUUGAAAAGCUUCCAGGAGUACAAGAAGAGCUAUAUAGAAUUUGUGGUUUUCCUAAAGCUACCAAAGCUACUGCAGCUCUUGUAUGUUAUAGAAAUAACACUAAAUACAUGGCUUUGUGUUACUACCUCAAGGCCUAUGGGAGAUGCAACAGACCUGUGUGUGGCUUUAGACAUGAAGUGCAAAUGCUUGACAUACCUCAAAAUAUACCAAGAUCUGGAGAGGUUACAUUUAAGGUCAUAAAUACCUUAAGUGCUUCAAGAUAUCUUGUGCAUAUCAUGCAGUACAGAGAACAAGCAAAGUCCCAGUGUGUUGAUCUCUCCAAUUCUUAUUCUGUUUUACAAAUAGCUCUACAAAAUCACUUUACAAGUAGAGCCCAUUGUGAAUUUCUAAGGAGUGCUGAACCGGGAAUGCUGUGUGCUGUUCAAGAUGAAGGCAUUUGGACCAGAGCACAGAUUGUUUCUGUGAAUCGUAAGGAAUCAGCAACACUGAUAAAUGCAUUUCUUGUUGAUGAAGGAAAGCAAGUGACUAUUAACUUAGAAUCGGUCUUGGUUCUCCCUUCCUAUUUGGCUGCAGUUCCACACCUAGCUGUUGAAGUGUUGUUGUGUCAUGUUCAGCCCAUGGAUCUUGACACUGACUGGACCCUUCAGGCAUCAACUUUUGUUUACAACAUUUUUGCCAAGAGGAAGGAUAGCAAAUUUAUUGGUAGGAUUGUCCUUGCAUUGGGUUCUACCUUGUGGCUAAAUCCAGUUGCAGAAUUCAUCAAAAUAGACAAAAAAUUUGUACAAAAGAAAACAUUGAGAGAAAAGCUAAUAUCAGAAAAAUUUGGUGUGGACAAUCCUGCUCACAUGAAAAACCUUCACCACCUUUGUGCCAAGGCGGGUGUAUCAUUGGAGACAGAGGCAGUGUGUGGCCAGGCCUGGAGAAAAAACCUGACUGAGGCCCUUGAGACUCUGCAAAAUGAGAGUUGAGGGUUUAGUUAUUUGUCCCGACUUGACUGGGACUUAAUACGGCAGCUAGUUCCUCCUGCUGCAAGCUUAACCCAAGCUAAAGCAGUAAAGGCCUAAACCUUAACCUGAACUUAGCUGUUUAGAAGUGGUCUGGUGGAGGUAGUGCUGGGUCGCAGUGGUGCUACAUGGUGUUGAGUGUUGAGUGCUUGAGAGAUGGUGUGUGAGCCUCAUUUGUCCAUCUACUUUUAUAGCCUUAAACAAAUGAGGUAUGGCAUGCACCACUAUCUCAGUGGGUGCUAGUUUCUCCAGUUGUGCUUUAUUCUUAAAGUACGAGUAAUGGCCCAUAAUUUGGUAAAUACAAAUAUACACUAUCAUACUAUGCAUUAGUUAUGAUAAUAUAUUUUUAGUUCAUAUAAUUAUGUAUGUGAGUGAUAGGUGGAAAGAGGUAGGUAUGUUCAUACAGGGUCUGCCACGUGUAGGCCUGAUGGCCUCAUGCAGCUUCCCUCAUUUUCUUACGUUCUUUAUGUUCUCAUAUUAUUUUCAUUGCAACUAAAGAGAUAUCAUGGCUAAUACUGUUAAAAAAUCCUUCAUUUAUAGUUUUAAGGCCGAUUUACACUGGAGACAAUGCACAUGACGCACAAGGCAUGAAGCUGCAUGGCUCAGAAUCGUCUCAGUGUAUUUCUAAUAGGAGUGUUCAUACUGGAUGCAAAACUUUGGGACAGAUGCCACCCACACCGCGCACACUGACUCCAAGAUCGCCUGCCUUUUUCUGGCCAUAGUAUCGAUGGGUCAUGCCCCUUGGGACUCCCGUCUUUGUGGUUUCGUCUCCAGAGGCAUACCUUUUUUUUACCGCACUGACCUGACUCCUAAACUCUCCCUCACUCACUGUCCUUCACCGUGAACUGAUGGAUGUCCUGUAGUUGGUGCCUUGCUUCUUAAUAUCUUGUUCAUUGAAUGAUAUAACUUCAGAGAACUGAGCUGGAGUCAGUCUGAAAUACUAUCCAGGUUUCUCUCAUCCAUUUCUAGCUCUUGAACAAGAUGAUGAUAUUCACCACAUUUCAGUCAUUUCAUAUUUGCUUGAUAUACCCAAUUCUUUUUCCUCUUAUUAUUCAAGGCUAAAGAUAGCAUUAAUAACUCCUCUUCCUCCACCUCCUCCUCCUCCAUGUCAAGAACUGUCAAGUCAACUAGCUUCCACCACAGCGAAUGUCUCGUCUAACAUUGCGCCCAGUGUGAACAUACCCAUAGCAACCAAAGUCAUCCCGACUCUUGUGCAUCAUGCAUCAUGUGCGUCAUCAUCGGUGUGAAACAGCCUUUUAGCCAAACAGAAUAGGCUGUUCAGACUUGAGUAGUAAGAGGCAGGGAGUGUGUUCAUGGAUGACAUGAUGUGGCUUUUUUUUUAUUAGUUAUAAUAGAACGAGUAUGCCAAAAAUGUAUACCAUUAGUAAUUAGGCAUGUAGACCCAAAGGGACAAACCUGCCAAAACAUAGCCUUUGACAAGGUAAAGCAAAUGCGAGGUAGUUUCAGCUCUCACCUGCUGCGCAGGUUAUUAGGACGUGACAUUUAGGAUGUGGAAUUAAAAGAAAACGGAGAUGACCUGCACUAUAAACUACUGUAUUUUUAGAUGCGUAGCAUCUCUAGUGGAGGUUGUGUCAGGCAGUGCAGUGAUAGGCCUAUUCUUGGUAACACUACAUAUUUUCAGCCAUUUUUUCCUCAAUUCUUCUUUGGGUAAAUUAUGAAAACGUAGGGCAGUUCCUUUCCUAUGCGUAGUAGACUUGCAUCCACAAACAAUGCAAGAAGUGGGUAUUUUUUGUAAAAAAAGUCACAGCUUCAAGGCUAAUGCACUCACCACCACAGGCUGUUUACAAUUGACUGAACAUCAGGUCAGAGACCAGCUGUCUCUUCCUAAAUGUGACAUUACUGCCAUCCCAUUUUGUGCUCCAGUCUCUCUUACCUGAGACUAUCUUGUAUUCUCUACCUUGGUUUUUGAGAUAUGAACCUGUAAAGUUUAACAAUUUAGUAUUUAUUUGCAAAACAUCAGGGUAUUAAGCCAUCUAUAUUUCCACUGCAUUGUCAAAUUUCACUUGGCAACCUAUACCAAGUUAUGGAGAAGAGUCACACCAACUUAUGCCAAGUUAUAAAUAGGGUCACACCUAUCUCAUUCUACCCCUAACUAAAAGAAAUUGAAAUGGCACAUUCGCCCCUUUGGUUCUACACACCUCAUGUGUAGGGUAAUGUGGGGCAUAUCUUACUACUAUUAGUGGGAAAAUUAUCUGAAAAAUCAGUUUUAAAUCUUGAAGGUAAGACUGUGAGUCAGAAAUAUCUGUCAAUUAGGGAAUGACCUAUUUCCAACACAGAGCUCAAUUUUGUAGUAGGGAACAAAAUAGGUACUUUUUUUUCUGCUAUUCAACAAAAAUGUCCAUUUUUAUGAAUUGGCCCAAUAGGAGAGGUGAUUUAUAAAAGCUAUUUUCACCCCCCAAAUUAAUUUCAGAUUACAAUGAAUUAUAUAAUGAUGUCUUAGAUUGAGUAAACACAUUAUAUAAAGUGUUUUAUUAAUGAAAAAACAAGAGUAAAAGAAUAUACUUUGAGAUAAGACUGCCUUAUCUUGGCAGCCCGUAUUACAUGUUAGAAGUGAAAUUUUGCUGCAUGAAGGAUAACAAAGGUGCACCUUAUAUCAUGGUAGUAUCAAAACAGUUGAAAAAUAGAGCUGGUUGUCAAUAUUGUCUGUCAUUACUUAAUGUUAUUUUAAAUGAGGACAAGGAAUAACUUAGCAUGACUGUGGUGUGUAUCAUAGAUAGUCAAUUCCCUGAAGGAUAUCUCUGAUCCAUAUUUUUCUGUAGUAUUUUUCUAUUAAUAAAACUAUACCCCCCUACCCACAUCUCCCUAACUAUUUUUUUUUGCCAACAUUUCUGGUACUACUUGCAUUUUUUCCUGAAUUAAUAUGCAAGUUAUUAUCUUAUUUGUACAUAAAAACAAAAUAUGUAAGAAAUUUGUGUACACAACACCCCACCAAGUGUUGUGUGGAAAUCCUCCAUCCUAGCCCUGUUGUCUUUUAUAUAGUUCCUGUUUGGUACAAGACCAAGGAUCAAGAAUGGAUUAAGCAUGUAUACUUUUUUUUUAUGUAAGAAGGGAGGCUGGCCAAGGGCAACAAAAAAAAAAAAAAAGGCCCACUUAGUUGCCAGUACAUAUAAGAGGUGCCACUGUACCUCUGAUAUGUAUUAUACUUGUUUUAUGUGGAAUACUUUCUUUAACCACACCACUUUUUGUUGUUAAUUGCACUUUGCAUAAUUUUGUUAAGAUAUCAUAGAUGUUAUCUAACAUGUAAAAAGGAAUAAGCUUUGAAAUUAUGAAUUUUUGCUAAAUGUAAUGGUUUUGAUUAGUUUAACUUAGUGUGGGGCUCUCUAACUUGUCCUUUUUUUCUUUUGUGUGUGUGUGUGUGUGUGUGUGGAAAUGAGAAAAAAAAAAAUUGUAUUGUAAUUCUUUCCAUGAUUUACCUUGUCAGCAUCUUUGGAUUAAUUGCCUGUUGGCUGUAACAGGGUGCCAUGAAUUAAAGUUAUUUGAUAUCAA